This is a messenger RNA of Terrapene triunguis (Three-toed box turtle), 1104 nucleotides long. RefSeq names its product zinc finger protein 239-like. The transcript has 4 exons. Gene Ontology annotation, biological process: regulation of transcription by RNA polymerase II. Lineage: Eukaryota; Metazoa; Chordata; Testudines; Emydidae. Gene Ontology annotation, molecular function: RNA polymerase II cis-regulatory region sequence-specific DNA binding; DNA-binding transcription factor activity, RNA polymerase II-specific. Bases 1 to 1104 code for a protein of 367 amino acids. The record is from RefSeq and is a predicted model, not a curated record.
AUGCAGGAGAAUUAUGAGACUGUGUCCUCGCUGGGACUCCCCAUUCCCAAACCUGCCCUGAUUGCCCAGCUGGAAGCAGGGGAAGAGCCGUGGGUCCCCGAUCUCCAGUGCUGCGAGGAAAGGAAGAUCCCAAGAGGCACCCGCACAGCAGAUGAUGGGAGAAUGAGUGAAAAUGAGGAGGGGAAUCCACAGCGGGAAGGUCCUGUGCAAGUGGAACUGCAGGGGAACUUUUUGAGAAGAGCUGAAGAGAACUUUUCCCAGUUCUUGGAACAGAGAAAAGCCUGGAGUAAUUGGCACAGGUCAGAGAGGAAGCUGGGAAACCACCCAAGAAAGAAAGUGCAUGAAUCCUUUGAAUGUGGUGGAGAAGACAAGGAUUCUAAAGAAACCACAACCCAGCAGACAAAUCCCAAAGAAAAGAAACCCUAUAAAUGCUUGGAAUGUGGAAAAACCUUCAAUUGGAGCUCAAAUCUUACUGCCCAUCGGAGACUGCACACGGGAGAGAAACCGUAUAAAUGCCUUGAGUGUGGGAAAAGCUUCAGUGAGUGCUCAGGCCUUAUUAGGCAUGGAAGAAUCCACACAGGAGAGGGACCACAUAAAUGUCUUGAAUGUGGAAAAAGUUUCAGUGCACCAUCAGCCCUUAUUGUACAUCAGAGAACCCACAUGGGAGAGAAACCCUAUAAAUGUUUAGACUGUGGGAAAUGCUUCAGUCAACGCUCAGGCCUUAUUAGCCAUGGGAGAAUCCAUACGGGAGAGGGUCCACAUAAAUGCCUUGAGUGUGGGAAAAGUUGCAGUGCACCAUCAGCCCUUAUAAUACAUCAGAGAACCCACACAGGAGAGAAACCGUUUAAAUGCUUGUACUGUGGGAAAAGUUUCAGUCAGCGCUCACAUCUUACUUGCCAUGGGAGAAUCCACACGGGAGAGAAACCCUAUAAAUGCCUUCAGUGUGAGAAAAGUUUCAGUGCACGAUCGGUCCUUAUUGUACAUCAGAGGACCCACACAGGAGAGAAACCUUAUAAAUGCAUGGACUGUGAGAAAAGCUUCAGUCAGAGCUCAAAUCUUGCUGCCCAUCGGAGACUGCACAUGGGAGAGAGACCCUGUAAAUGA